AUGGCGCAGCUUCCCGAGUCGGCCGCGGCGCUGGACAAAGAAGUCAUGGAGCUUUUGCAAUCGCACCGCUACGAUCCGACCAUCCUGCCGCGCCUUGAAGAGUUUGUCAACUGCCAAGUCACGCACAACUUCUGCGACCCGGAGACGAACCUAGCGGUGCUCAAGCUGUACCAAUUCCACCCGGAAACCUACAACGCCUCCACCGUGUCCAAGAUCCUCAUCAAGGCCCUGAUGAACCUGCCGACGUCCGACUUCCUCUGCUCGCUCUACCUAAUCCCGGAGCGCCGCCAGAUCGACGAGCCGAUCCCGGUCAUCUCGCACCUGGCCCAGCUGCUGGAGACGGGGCGCUUCACGGACUUCUGGGCCGCCUCCGGUUCGUGCGCCCAGCUGCUCGCCUCCGUCCCGGGCUCGCUCGACGCCGUCAGGGACUUCAUGAUGGACGUCGUGUCGAGGACGUACAAGAGUAUCGACGUCCCCAUCCUCGCCGAGAUCCUCAACCUCGACGAGCCGGGCGUCGUCGCCGCGGCAAACGCCCGCGGCUGGAAUCUCGCAAACGGUACCGUCACCUGCCCCAGCACAGAGGAGAACCAACCACGCCCGCCGACGCUUGAUGAGCAUCUCAGCUUCCGACAAGUCGCGUCGAAGAUGCUGUAGCUGUACCCCCCUGCAAUGUAUAUAUAUAGUAAACGCGAUUUGCGAGCAUGUCGUAUGGCAUCACUGCGAUGGAUUCAGUCAGCUUUCUACGUUUACAAUUGUUCUGCAUGUAGGCCUGAAACGUAAAGUCGCUCCUCCUUGCCAAU
Molecule: messenger RNA, 800 nt
Organism: Chondrus crispus (carragheen)
Lineage: Eukaryota; Rhodophyta; Florideophyceae; Gigartinales; Gigartinaceae
Product: Translation initiation factor eIF3, subunit K
Exons: 2
Coding region: 1-654 (217 amino acids)
Biological process (GO): regulation of translational initiation
Cellular component (GO): cytoplasm; eukaryotic translation initiation factor 3 complex
Molecular function (GO): ribosome binding; translation initiation factor activity
Source: RefSeq, a predicted model, not a curated record